UUCUAAGAUGGCCGACUAAUGUUGUCGUCGUCGUCGAUGCAGUAAAAAUUCUGACGGUUAGGUGUACAGUGAUUUUAAUUUAAUAAAAAAAAUAAUAAUAAAAGAUAGAUUCUUUUAAUAAUUACAAUAAAAAAUUAAUCAAAUUGUCAAGUGUAAAGUGUUGAAAAUUAACGUAAAUAUAAAAUAAACAAACGUCAGUUGGAAUGUAUGAAACAAGUCAUUGCAAAUGUCAUGCAUUUUGCAACAGGGAAUGACUCGCCAUGUCCCAAAAAUAAAUGGUCCAGAACAAUCACACAUAUUUAGAAAAAAAAAAUUUAUUAUAUUCUACAGAAAUUGAAAAUAUUUCUUCAAGGUGAAAUCACAAAGUGAUUUCGAAAAUUUUCUAGACAAUUUCUAAAAUAAAUUUUUUGAAGGUGCUAAGGAUAAAGCAGAAUGUCUUUGAAACCAAAAAGAGUUGAUUUUAUAGAAACUUGGGACCUUUUGCAAAAAACCGUGAAGGAAGUUAUAACACUCGACCACGUGCCACGAGCCAUAUGGAACGAUAGAUUUAGUGACGUUUAUUCGCUAUGUGUCGCUUAUCCGGAACCGCACGCGGAUCGUCUUUACAACGAGACGAAGCAAUUUUUAGACGAGCACGUUUCACAAUUAUUAACGAAAGUAUUGAGCCAAACGGACAUUGGCCUCUUGCAAGCUUAUCAUCAUGCAUGGAUGGAAUAUUCUCAAGGAAUUAAUUACCUUCAUCAAUUGUACUUAUAUCUAAAUCAGCAACACAUCAAAAAACAAAGACUGACCGAGCCGGAAAUUAUUUACGGUACGUCGUCGGGAACUGCCACUGAAUAUCAAGAGCAAAUGGAAAUUGGCGAAUUGGGCCUUGAUAUUUGGGAGAAACGAAUGAUUACCCCAUUGAAAAAUCAACUUGUUGCCCUUCUUCUUGAGGGUAUUCAUGCCGAUCGUCUUGGCGAGGGACAACCAACGACAAACGAUGUCAUUUGUGAAGUUAUCCAAAGUUUUGUCACUGUUAAGAAAUAUAAACGAAAGGGAGAAUUAGACAUGUAUAUAGAAAUUUUCGAGACUCCGUUUUUAGAAGCAAGUGGUGAAUUUUAUUCGAGAGAAGCGUCAGAACUUUUGCAACAGUCGGACGUUACUCGUUAUAUGGAAAGAGUUACCUGGCGAUUCAAUCAGGAAGAAUUAAGAGUUCAUAAAUUUCUUCAUAGCAGUUCAGUGCCAAAGGUUCGGCGAUGUUGUGAGGAGAAAAUGGUCGCCGCUCAUUUGACUUGGUUACAUGCGGAAGUCGAUGCGAUGAUUCAAAACGAAAGGAGAAGAAAUUUGGCCCUUCUUUAUCCUUUACUUAGGCCACUGCCCAAUGGUCUUGGGGCAUUAGUUCAAAAACUCACCGAACACAUUAUAAAUGAAGGCUUAAAGGCCAUUGGAUCCUUGCAAGGAGAAAAUGUUCAUACACAAUUUGUGGAAAGUAUGCUUGUUGUACAUUCGAAAUUUUCAACUAUGAUUAAAGAGGUGUUUAAAGGCGAUCAAGUCUUUGGUGGCGCUUUAGAUAAAGCAUGCUCUGCCCUUGUUAAUCAUAGGCCAGGACCGAGACAACCUUCUCGAGCUCCUGAGUUGUUGGCAAAAUAUUGUGACUCGUUAUUAAAAAAAUCAGCGAAAGGAGCGACAGAAAGUGAAAUUGAGGAGAAACUCGCGAGUUCGAUAACUGUUUUUAAAUAUGUCGACGACAAAGAUAUAUUUCAAAAAUUUUAUGCCCGAAUGUUGGCAAAACGUUUAAUUCAUCAAUUAUCACAGUCAAUGGACGCUGAGGAGGCAAUGAUCGAUAGAUUGAAACAAGCGUGCGGCUAUGAAUUCACCAAUAAAUUGCAUCGAAUGUUCACCGAUAUGUCGGUGUCGACGGAUCUCAAUGCAAAAUUUGCCGCAAGCCUACGUGAACGUGAAGGCGAGAGUCAAUUGGGCAUUGGCUUUGUUGUUUAUGUUUUGCAAGCCGGUGCAUGGCCAUUGGGUCUCUCGCCAUCGCCGGGACCAUUUCACGUUCCACAACAACUUGAAAGAUCAAUUCAAGCAUUUGAAAGUUUUUAUCAUGCUCAAUUUAGCGGAAGAAAACUUACUUGGCUACAUCAUCUAUGUCAGGGUGAACUCAAAUUUAAUUAUCUCAAGAAAUCCUACCUCGUCACUGUUCAAACUUAUCAGAUGGCACUUUUGCUUCUUUUUGAGCAAUGCGAUUCUAUUAAUUGCAGGGAAGCUGCAGCUUCUUUGAGACUAUCACACGAUCAAUUAGUGAAGCAUGCAGCGAGUUUGGUUGAUUGUAAAAUUUUGAAAAAAUCGACGGAGGGUGAACUCGAAGAGGACACGAUACUCACGCUCAAUUUUGAUUAUUACAAUAAAAGGACGAAAUUUCGAAUCACAGGAGCAUUGCAAAGAGACGCGCCACAUGACACUGAAGCAACUCAUCGUAGUGUCGACGACGACCGAAAACUUUACCUCCAAGCAGCCAUUGUUCGAAUUAUGAAAAGUCGAAAAUUGCUCAGACACAAUCAACUCGUUCAAGAAGUUUUAGGCCAAUCGAAAGUAACGUUCGCACCGUCAAUUGGAAUGAUCAAAAAAUGCAUCGAGGCGUUAAUUGAUAAACAAUAUAUCGAGCGAACGGCAAAUAGCGCGGACGAAUACUCAUAUGUGGCGUAACGUCGCUCCUGAAUUUCGAUACUAAUUUAUUUCGCGCAAGACGUUCUUCUUGUAUAGUUAAAAAAAAAAGAAACAGAAAAGGCGAUUCUCCAAAAACAUGAAAUCAGAAUUCAUUAUACGUUGACUUUUUUUUGAGAUUGGGGCUAGGGGGGGGGUCAACGAAAUUUAUUUGCCACACAAAUUUUUUAUUGAUUAAUUUUCUUUCCCUUUUGAAUAUAUUUUGUUACUAUCUGAAUGGAAAAUUUAACACCAAAUGACAAAGAGGUGAGAGAGGAGAAUUUCUUUUUAUUAAUCUAUAAACAAUUUUCGAGUUUCGCAAAAAUUAAUACUAAAGUUCAUACGAUAUUAGAAAAUUGUAGCAAAUUAAAAGGAAUAUUAAAAAAAAAAAACGGAAAAAUUCCAAAAAAAUAUUAAUGAAAUGAAAAUUUUAUGUUUAAUGUUGCAUUUUGAAUAUAAUUAAAUUUUUCAUAAUUAAGAUUUGAAAAUUUUAUAAUAUUUAUCUGUGAAUUUCGGUUUUUUUUUUUUUUAAAUAAAACCGAGACAAUCGAAAAAUGUUUACUGAUUGUAAAAAUAUUUUUUUUUCAUUUUUGAAGAAUGGUAAUAUUUACAGAAUUAUGUAUUUUAUUGAAAAAAAUGUAUACACUGAAGGAAAGAAGGAUUUUUUUUGGAAAUUUUUGUGUGCUUUUUUUAAAAAAACAAAAAAAAAAUUAAACUUGAACGCCAAGCGUUUCGAGGAGAACGACUUCGAAUCCACGUUAUCGAUUCUAAAUCAGUUGAUUAAUAUACGAUGAUUAGUCGAUUAACAGAAAUGUAAUAUAUGCACACCGAAUAAAGAUAAAGUUACUAUUUUAA
Messenger RNA from Leptopilina boulardi, 3540 nucleotides. It is a transcript of the gene Cul2, whose product is annotated as cullin-2. Gene Ontology annotation, cellular component: SCF ubiquitin ligase complex; Cul2-RING ubiquitin ligase complex. Gene Ontology annotation, biological process: protein ubiquitination; SCF-dependent proteasomal ubiquitin-dependent protein catabolic process. Lineage: Eukaryota; Metazoa; Arthropoda; Insecta; Hymenoptera; Figitidae. The record is from RefSeq and is a predicted model, not a curated record. Gene Ontology annotation, molecular function: ubiquitin protein ligase binding. The transcript has 9 exons. Bases 433 to 2688 code for a protein of 751 amino acids.